UUUUGCAUCUCUUCUCUAAUGUCCAUUAAUGUUUUUGCAGUUUUUUACUGAGGAAAUGAAAUAGAGGAGAGAGAAAGUGAAAAAGAGGAGAGAGAAAAUCAUAUAGAAGAAAAAAGUAUUGAGUUUGGAGGUGACGUUACAUUUAUUGGGUGAGGGUGGGUGUAUUGGGUAUGAGUGGUUGUAUUGUUGUUUCCGUGUUUUUUAGUUUUAGGGUUUUUUUUUUUAAUUGGGUUGUGUGUAAUUAGGUUUUUGGGCUGCAUUGUUACACCUAUCUAAGGUGCACAAGGGUGCACCUUAGACUAAUUGGACCUAAUAGGCUAGUAGUAAUGGACUAAUGGGUCUACACAAUAGUCACUGCUCACUACUCGCUAAGUUGCUGCAGCACUCUACAACGGAUUAAUCGGCCCAAUUCUCGCUCCAACAAAAUGAAUUUAAAAAAUAAAUAAUAAUAAAAAAAUAAAAGUAUUACGGAGUAAAUAACAAAUUAUAGAAAAUAGCUUGAAAAUCAAUGGAAAUUAGACCAGCACAAAACAACAUAAGGAAAACAGGAGAGAGAAAAACACCUUCUCCAUUUCCAAAUUCUGUGUCCUUAAAUUAUUAUUACAACGCAACGAUUAGAUCUUCAAAACCCUAGAUUUCGAUCUUCCAAAUCCUACAUUGUUUUGAUCCUAAAUUUUCCCCAAUUUUUGGUCCACCAACACAAAAUUCAAUUUUUCCUGCACAAUCAGAUUCAAUUAGUUUACAAUUGCCGCUUCAAUUUUUUGAAAAUUUGACAUUCAUCAUUGCUCGAAUUUUAGUUUGAUCAACAAUGGCGAGAUAAUCUGCAUUUUUGUUGAACAUUUGUUUGUCAUUUGAUUCGACGAACAGCGGAGUAAGAGAGAGAAAGAGGAGAAACGAGUUGACAUUUUGAGGAAUUUGACAAUGUCGUCGUUGUCGGCGAUUAGCGAGGAGCUCGGCGAGAUUGACGGACAAAUCAAUGAUAUUUUUCGUGCAUUAUCAAAUGGGUUUCAAAAGUUGGAGAAGAUCAAGGAUUCCAGUAGACAGAGCAGGCAACUGGAAGAGCUCACGGAUAAGAUGCGAGAGUGUAAAAGGCUUAUUAAAGAGUUUGAUAGAGAGGUGAAGAAUUUGGAAAGCAGGAAUGAUCCAAACACCAGCAAGACAUUGAAUGAGAGAAAACAGUCUAUGAUCAAGGAGCUGAAUUCAUAUGUUGCUUUGAAAAAGCAAUAUGCUUCCAAUCUUGAAAAUAAACGAGUUGAACUAUUUGAUGGGCCUAGCGAAGGGGUAGGAGAGGAAAAUGUUUUGUUAGCAUCCACUAUGACAAAUGAGCAGCUGAUGGAUCGUGGAAACACAAUGAUGGAUGAAACUGAUCAAGCCAUUGAUAGAGGAAAAAAGAUUGUUCACGAGACAAUUAAUGUAGGAACAGAAACUGCAGAAGCUCUUAAAGCCCAGACUGAUCAAAUGAGUAGGAUUGUUAAUGAACUGGACUCCAUAAAUUUCUCGAUCAAGAAAGCUUCGAAGCUAGUCAAGGAAAUCGGUCGACAGGUUGCUACUGAUAAAUGUAUCAUGGCCUUGCUUUUCCUCAUAGUGCUUGGAGUCAUAGCCAUCAUCAUUGCGAAGAUUAUAAACCCACACAACAAAGACAUCCGAGAUAUUCCUGGAUUAGCUCCACCGGCUCAAUCACGAAGACUGCUUUCAUUUCCAAACUGAAGUUCCUACCAAAGAAGAUGCUUCCUAGGAUUCUUACUUUGGUCUUUUGCUAUCUUAUGAGCCGUGUGAAAGACUUUGACUGCACCAAGGUCUUUUCGGAACCCGAGUAAUUUAGUCAAGAAUAUGUUCAUAUUGGCGGUACUUUGGCCUUUGUAAUAUAUUUGAUUUGGAGCCUUACUUAACAACUUGCCAAGAAUAUAUUCCAGCAUACAUCAACAAACUUUCUUUUGUAGGGUUCAGUGUAAGUGAUGCUGUCAAAAUAUUAAUUAUUCCUGUAAUCCUAUGUUUGUAUUAGCGUGAAA
Chenopodium quinoa (quinoa) is the source of this 2009-nucleotide messenger RNA. RefSeq names its product novel plant SNARE 11-like. Bases 922 to 1707 code for a protein of 261 amino acids. The record is from RefSeq and is a predicted model, not a curated record. The transcript is spliced from 10 exons. Gene Ontology annotation, cellular component: ER to Golgi transport vesicle membrane; late endosome membrane; SNARE complex. Gene Ontology annotation, biological process: vesicle fusion; retrograde vesicle-mediated transport, Golgi to endoplasmic reticulum. Gene Ontology annotation, molecular function: SNARE binding; SNAP receptor activity. NCBI's taxonomy places the organism in Eukaryota, Viridiplantae, Streptophyta, Magnoliopsida, Caryophyllales, Amaranthaceae.